Ceratosolen solmsi marchali is the source of this 721-nucleotide messenger RNA. RefSeq lists its product as uncharacterized. Bases 45 to 410 code for a protein of 121 amino acids. Lineage: Eukaryota; Metazoa; Arthropoda; Insecta; Hymenoptera; Agaonidae. The record is from RefSeq and is a predicted model, not a curated record. The transcript is spliced from 2 exons.
UCCUUUCUUUUUAACAGAUAGACCUAUCGCUCCUUCACGAUAAAAUGAUGGAUAUUUCGGCUGUACAUUUGGCAGCUAUCAGUGCUGAAAUCGCUCUCGUCUUGGUUAUGUCGCAAGAUGAUAAGGUAAAAAAUCCUCAAUGGUCUUAUUGGCGAAAUCGUGUAUACAUAUCUAAUCCAACAAUUGAUAAAUAUCGUUUGCCUGACUCGGAAAUGAACGACAUUAGAAAUCAGUUGUUACAAAAAGUUAUGCUGUCUAAUGAUAAUAAAACGGACUUUUAUGUCGUUUACAAGAAAUACAAUAGUAAGCGAUACGGGCCUGUUUCCAAUAUCAUUGUUACCAAAACAUCUUCACUCUUUUUGCAAAAAAUAACCGAUCCUAAUUAUGCUGCUUAUCCAAUUACUUUUUGAUAGAAUUAUUAGCAUAGGUAGCAUUUGAUUUGUUAAGCACCAAAGCUUAUAUUAUAAUUUUAAAUUAACGUGCGUACAUAAUGAUAUUGAUGAUUUCGUCUUAGAGGUGAAACGUCAAGGUCUUGUUAUGGUUUUUGCUUUUUAUUUGGCAGAUAUUAUGUAGAAUUAUCAUAUCCUAAAAAACGAAAAUUACUCUAGCCUCUAUCAGUAACAAAAGUUAAGUAUUAAAUGCUAAUUAUGAAAGUAGAGGAGAUAGAGCAUAUAAUUGCUACAUAAAAUUUAAGACAAAAAUCUUCAAAAAAAAAAAAAAA